UUAUCCACAUAAGUCAUGAAAUCCCCUUCUCUUCCCCCUCAAACCUCCUCGUCCACCAUAUGCUUCUUGUCUUCCUUAUCUUUUGACAACCGAAAGUUCUUGAAAUCCCAAGUAAAAGAAAUAACAAACUCCGUUGAAGGAAGAAGAGAAGCAGCUUUGUUGCAUUCUCUUUAGCUACAAAUGGCUUCAAUUUCUCUCCACUCAAAUCACACUCUUCCUUCCUUACUGCAUGCUCAAACCCCAAAACCCACAUUCCCUCAGAAUCUUUCACUGCUCGCAAAGUCUUCCCAAUCUCAAUUUCAUGGCGUCAAGCUCUCCAAUUCAUCCCAUCUCGCAAUCCCUUCUUCUGUUUCUGUGAGAAGUUCCAUUGUUGCCAAGGUAACAGAAGGGACUGUGCCACCAGCAUUUACAUUGAAAGAUCAAAAUGGGAGGCCUGUGAACCUUUCUAAAUUCAAAGGCAAGCCUGUGGUGGUUUAUUUCUACCCUGCUGAUGAGACCCCUGGUUGCACCAAACAGGCAUGUGCCUUCAGGGACUCUUAUGAAAAAUUCAAGAAAGCAGGAGCUGAGGUUAUCGGCAUCAGUGGGGACGGUACGGAAUCCCACAAGGCCUUUGCUCAAAAGUAUAAACUUCCAUUUACGCUGCUUAGUGAUGAGGGUAACAAGGUUAGAAAAGAGUGGGGCGUCCCAUCAGACCUAUUUGGUGCAUUACCCGGAAGGCAGACUUAUGUUCUCGACAAGAAUGGCGUUUGUCGACUUGUAUACAACAAUCAGUUCCAACCCGAAAAGCAUAUCGAUGAAACCUUGAAGUUUCUCAAGAGUGUUUGAAAGCGACCUGUAUCUAACUUCCACAUUUGCUUUUUAUCCCCAUACCGUGGAAUUUAUACUUCCAAGUGAAUAUGUUUCAUAGAGAAUAUGCUCUAGCACCAUUACAGUUGUUAGCUAAGGAUUAAACUUCCAUUUCAGAGAUCAUGAAAACGGGAUGGAUGGCUUUCGCUGUACGUAGUUGCUUAAAUAUUUUUCUGAUAUGCAAGUGUUAAUUAUUAGCCUUA
Sesamum indicum (sesame) is the source of this 1049-nucleotide messenger RNA. RefSeq names its product Thioredoxin superfamily protein (gene PRXQ). Gene Ontology annotation, biological process: cellular response to oxidative stress; cell redox homeostasis. Lineage: Eukaryota; Viridiplantae; Streptophyta; Magnoliopsida; Lamiales; Pedaliaceae. Gene Ontology annotation, cellular component: cytoplasm; chloroplast thylakoid membrane. Gene Ontology annotation, molecular function: thioredoxin peroxidase activity. The record is from RefSeq and is a predicted model, not a curated record.